Messenger RNA from Cetraspora pellucida, 221 nucleotides. The record is from the annotation of a GenBank genome assembly. Lineage: Eukaryota; Fungi; Glomeromycota; Glomeromycetes; Diversisporales; Gigasporaceae.
CAAAAAACAAUCAAAGAAGGAAAUCGAUAGGAAAGGUAAACAAGGAAAAAACAAUUUCGAAAGUAAAAAAAACAGAAAAAGAAAUCAUUUCUGAGAUUAUAACUUCAAUUGAUUCUCGAUUACAAAUAUUUGAAGAAUAUAAACUUCAAUCUCCCAAGUAUACUCCAGAAUCUCCUAUAUAUAUUCCACAAUCACCAUCUACUCAGUCUAAGACCAAGUAG